Molecule: messenger RNA, 480 nt
Organism: Diversispora eburnea
Lineage: Eukaryota; Fungi; Glomeromycota; Glomeromycetes; Diversisporales; Diversisporaceae
Source: the annotation of a GenBank genome assembly
AUGAGCGAUAAUCUUGACCAAGUUGAACCCGCCUCAAACCCUCCAGAUUGGAUGAAUAACAUUAUGCGGGGUAUCUAUGAAAGAUUCCCUGAUGAAAAAAACUUCGAGGUGGUCCGUAUAAAAAAUAUUACUGAUGAAUCCAACGCUUAUCGAAUUAAAUGUAACGACUGUAUAAGGCUUUUCAUUAUACGGAAAGGCCAAGUAAACUUUGCUAAUCAUUUAACAACAAACAUUCACACUAAAAAUAAAAAUUCACGUUCUAAACACAAGGCCCAGGAGGCCAUAAGUAAUGUUUUCGAACAAAAUUCUCUUGUGGCUGAAACAGACAAGGAGAAUAGUUUAAACGCAAAUCGUAAACGACUACGUUCACCUCUCAUGAAACCAGAAACACGGGAAACCAUAGAGUAUAAAACUUAUAUUAUCGAAUUUCCUGAAUUUCUUAAAUUUCUUGAAUUAUCUAUUAAGUCCAUUUCUUUCUAA